This is a messenger RNA of Leopardus geoffroyi (Geoffroy's cat), 2589 nucleotides long. RefSeq names its product kinetochore localized astrin (SPAG5) binding protein (gene KNSTRN). Gene Ontology annotation, cellular component: microtubule plus-end; centriolar satellite; mitotic spindle. The record is from RefSeq and is a predicted model, not a curated record. Gene Ontology annotation, biological process: mitotic sister chromatid segregation; spindle organization; regulation of attachment of spindle microtubules to kinetochore. The coding region runs from base 822 to 2021 and encodes 399 amino acids. NCBI's taxonomy places the organism in Eukaryota, Metazoa, Chordata, Mammalia, Carnivora, Felidae. The transcript is spliced from 10 exons.
AUGUUAGAGUAGACGUACAGGAUCCUGGAGGUUGGGUAAUGUUAAGCUAAGAUUGUCUUUUGCCCUUAGCAAAGUGUCAUCAAAGCAGCUGAGUGCCUAGAGAAAUGUCACUCUGCCUAUUUCAAGAACUUGUCAAUGGGCUAUCGGCAGUGAGGAAAUUUAACUUUUCAUUUGCCUUUGUUUCCCACAUCAAUUGUACAUUGUGCUUUUCCUUCAUAGUUUUACUACAGUUGGUAAAUAUGUAUUGAUUUGGUUUUCUUCCCCCCACUUAAUUGAGGUGUAACUAGUGUUUGUGUGAUUAUUUAUCAUUUUCUAUAUUGUAAACUCCAGGAGGGCAGAGCCAGUCAGUCUGGGUAUUUGUUGCCCCACCCCCAUCUGUCCUGUUAGAAGAACGGUCUGGCACACAGCAAAUGCUCAAUAAAUAUUUAUUGAGCGAAAUGAAUGAGUGCUUUAAGAGUUUGAGUACCCUCCCCUAUUCUCUAGGAGUAGCUCUGAAUCUCUUCUUAAAAUCUGGGUAAGUGUUGGGGUACCUGGCUGGUCCAGUUGGUAGAGAAUAUGGCUCUUGACCUCAGGGUCAUGAGUUCAAGCCCCAGGUUGGGGGUAGAGCUUACCUUUUUUAAAAACGGGGGAGGGGGGGGGAUCUCCAUGUGUUAUUAAAGUUGGGACUGAGGGCAAGUGCCUGAGGUAUUUCUGUCCACAGAUCCUCUUUAAACGUCACCUACCACUCACCACUCUCUGCCUAUCCAAAUACUCUGCGCUGUCGCCAAUCAGCAUGCAAUCUCCCUAACAAUCAUGGACCAAAUAAAGAGAAGGAUUGUGACAUGGACUCUAAACGUGACCGCAUUUGCGUCUCAAGCCAGGAAUAUGACGCCCACAGCUCAUUGCUCCUUCCAGGCCCGCAGAGUGCACCACUUCCCUCCCCUGCCCAGACCUGGGGGCUCCAACACCCAAAGCCUAGGAGCCCAGGCUCCGGCCAUUCUUCUGACCUGCCGUACAGCAUGGCAGCCCCCAAAGGCGUGGCCCAGGGCACAGAUAAACGUACAACAUGGCCGCCUACAGGGAGCACACCGCACGCCCUCCCGCCCGGCCACCGGAAGUUUCCAUUUGAAAGCCAGGCUGCAGACCGGGUUGCUGGUGCGGCAGUUACUGCGGAGCAGCUUUUGAACCAGAGCGACGAGGGCUGCGAGCAGGAGCUACAGGCGCCUGGGGCCCAGCCUUGCCGCCUCGUUACGAUGACCAGCGUGGUUAAGACAGUGUACACCCUGCAGCCCCCCGCUGUGCAGAGCGGCGGCCUGCCGGCAGACACACAAACUCGAGCCCCUUCUAAGAGCCUCUUACCAGUGAAGUCCAAAGAAGUGGAUGUUUCCAGGCUUCAUUCAGGAGGUGCAGAGAACGAUGUUACAAAAAUCAUCAAACCAAGACGAGAGAACGGGCAGGUGAAAGCUGCAGACACUGCCUUUAGGAGGAACAUCAGAAAAAGCUACAAGCCACUGAGCAAGCAGAAAUCAGAGGAAGAGCUCAAGGAUAAGAACCAGCUCUUAGAGGCCGUCAACAAGCAGCUGCACCAGAAGUUGACUGAAACUCAGGGAGAACUGAAGGACCUGACCCAAAAGGUGGAGCUGCUGGAGAAGUUUCAGGAUAACUGUUUGGCAAUUUUGGAGAGCAAGGGCCUCAACCCAGACAGAUUUUCUGCUGAGCUGAAGAGAAAGCAGACUGAACUUUUGACCAUAUCCAAAACUAGAACAGAGGGAGUUUUAGGCAGUGAGACCCUGGCGUCACGGCAAGAAGCCAGCACAGAUCACAUGGACUCUAUGUUGCUACUGGAAACUUUGCAAGAUGAGCUGAAGCUUUUUAAUGAAACAGCCAAAAAACAGAUGGAGGAGUUACAGGCCUUAAAAGUAAAGUUGAAGAUGAAAGAAGAAGAGCGGGCCCGGUUCCUAGAGCAGCAGACAUUAUGUAACAGUCAAGUGCAUGAUUUUACAACAGCCCUUGAGGAAAUGGAGCAGCUAUUGGAAAUGUGAUAAAAAGCAAGUGACCAGCUGGCUCCCUCUUGGGGUUAAACUCUCAGAGGAAGCCACUUAGGACAUCUGCUUCUUGGCCAUGACCUUCUAGGACUCACCAUCCCCAGAAUGAAAACAGUUUCUGCAGUAGGAUUAAGGACAGUUGAUGCCGGAAUGGCGGUUCCUCCUUAAACAAGUGUUCCCAGCCUUUCAGAUUGGUCGGCUCUCCUGAACUUCACAUGUACAUAACUGAGGCCUACAAAGAGGGGGUGCCUGGAAGCUUGGAUCAACCUUCUACGCAACAAAGCGGCAAGCCAUUAGAAUCAGACCAAAUCAGUCAUAGUCAGAGGAUCCCAAAGGUGACAUUCAGAUGUGUAGGAAGAAAGCCUUAAUUGUACAGCGGAGCACAGAUGCUCCACAGGAGACAUCACUCAGAAGCCAUGCUAGACUUUCUAACUUGGAACACAUUCUGUCUCAUCCCGGUUGGGCUCUAUACCUCAUUGUAAAUCAAUGAACUUGAAGUUACUUAAGAUGGCUUAAUAAAUGGGGGUGAAGGUAUAGAUAGCAAUAACACCUACCUGAAACCGUA